AUGAUACUUAGAAGAACGCUGAAAGUAUCCGAAGUAACAGAUGACAAACUAAUUCUAGUGCACGUUGUCAACAGGAUCGAAUUGAACCGUGUUAUUAAUGCAAACAUGCAAUUAAGAACUGUUGAUUUGCUGGAAAGAGCUGUUAAUGCCUAUUUGAGCUUGCUUGAGCGUCAGAUAAGAAAUAGAACAGAUGUUGAACAGAUGGCUGCUCGAAAAACAAUGCGGAAUCAGUCGAGUCAGAGGAAGUCUGAGCGUCAACUAAGAAGUAGAAUAGGUGAUGAGCCAAUGGCCGCUCGGAAAACGAUGCGAAGUCAAUCAGAUCAGAAAAAGGCAAGUAAUUUUGUUAAGAUUUAUUGGAACUUACUUUAUGACGGACACAAUAAACAGAAAUCUGAAAAACAUGAAAACGGCUCAACAUCAGAAUCGAGCAAACGACGAAGAACUCGACCAACAGGUCUUAAUUUUGAUGACUGA
Messenger RNA from Brugia pahangi, 474 nucleotides. NCBI's taxonomy places the organism in Eukaryota, Metazoa, Nematoda, Chromadorea, Rhabditida, Onchocercidae. The record is from the annotation of a GenBank genome assembly.